Molecule: messenger RNA, 1713 nt
Organism: Colletotrichum karsti
Lineage: Eukaryota; Fungi; Ascomycota; Sordariomycetes; Glomerellales; Glomerellaceae
Exons: 3
Coding region: 1-1713 (570 amino acids)
Source: RefSeq, a predicted model, not a curated record
AUGGGUGCUGCUUAUAGCAAGUCUGCCGACUCCAAGAAAGGCAUAAUGCGAAUGCAUGGCGUGAUCGACCACCAGUCCGCCUAUAUACUCUUCGUCAACUGCAAGGAGAACAGAUCCCCUGUCGAUGCGAAAACGAGAAACUGUUACGGCUUCGACCGCUGCCUAGAGCUCGAGCAUGAGGGAAUUCUAUUGGACUUGUACAGAACGUUGUUCAGAAUGGGUGUAACCCCUGAGAAGAUCGACAAAUGGCAUCAGCAGAGGAAGCUAUACAAGAAAAUCACCAAGAAGGCACAUCUUCUCCCUCAGCACCUCAGGAAGUGGGCCAAAAGCCACGAGUAUAUCUGGAUUGCGUACGAUGAGUCGGGACACGACACCCUCCAAAUGGCCAUGGCAGAAGCGAAGAACCAAAAAGCGGAGGCCGAAACGGAGGCAAAGGGCAAGGGACACGGAGCGGACGACGCCAACAUCACCGGCACCGCCAAAGACGGCGAGAGAUCUUCUCAGCUUCUUACUGUUCCACCUACAGGGGAUUCUCUGGACUAUCCUCCUUUUCCUAAAGAUCGUAUUUGGGACGGCCCAGAUCUGCACUCGAGAGGGGAAUCCGGAGAUGAUGGGGCCACAACAGAAUGCCCGUCAUCUUCGAGCAAAGACCCGCUGGUUCCUUCGUCUGGCAAGCCAGGCGGUUCAAGCAAUCAAGGCAGUUCGAGCAGCCAAGGCGCUUCGAGCAAUCAAGAUCAACCCCGUCGCAACACGAUGCCUACCUGCUCCAAGCCCAGUCCCUCGGAGGGCAAGACGCUGUCCUUGCGCGAGAGGAUCCAAAAGUCCAGAGCUUUCACCUCGAACAACCCCUCUUUCGACCCGGACGCCUUCCUCCAGGCACGCCUGGCCGCGGCCAAGACCACCGCCGAGAAGCUCUGCAUAUCCGCCCGCGCGAGCACGAUCCCCGCCGACGAACAGACCCUGAAGGACUUUGGCUUCGACAAGUGCCUUUUCGACGCCGACAAGGUGACACUGCUCAGCAUCUACCGUCUCCUCGUCGUCGGGAUGGGGGUCUCGUCCCGCGAGCUGCGAGAGUGGGCCGAGGAAGGUGCGCUGGCGAUUGGGAGGAACGUCGCGAUUGAGUUCCAGACGAGGCGCAGACUUGUGCCGGAGGAGUAUUGCCAGUUCUUUCUGAUGAAUCAGAAGAGUAUUUGGGGGUUGGAGGAUGUUGUUGACUUUGAGGCCGGGGCUGACAUCACGAUGUCGGAGGCGGUUGGCGAGACGGCUGGGGCCGGGUCGGGAAAGUCUGCGAGUGGGAAGGGGGACGUCAUUGUGAUCUUGGAUUCUUCUGAUGAAGAGAUUGAGGCGGAAAAGACUGGCGAGAAGGCCGAGGAGCCGCGCGAGAAGCCGAGCAAGGCCUCCAACGCGGCUUCUGCCUCCGCGACCAAGAUCAGCGAGUCCCAGAUCAAGCCGGAGACAGCCGAUUCGACGACUUCCAAGCCCGGAGAUAAGGCAUUCCAAACCAAGUUCAAGAAGGCCAACCCAAUUCCCUACAAGCCCCGCAACAAAAGGUACUUCAAGAAUAAGGGCUUUGCACGUGGCCCUCCCGAGAAGUACAUGAUGACCAGAGAUGGCUCCGUCACUGGGAAGAGAGGUCGCGACUCGUCUUCGCCUGAGACUACACCUCAACCACCUUCGAAGAAGCGCAAGUUUACCAAGAAAUCUUCUAAAUAA